This is a messenger RNA of Drosophila ananassae, 1270 nucleotides long. RefSeq lists its product as uncharacterized. The transcript has 3 exons. Bases 149 to 1216 code for a protein of 355 amino acids. The record is from RefSeq and is a predicted model, not a curated record. Gene Ontology annotation, cellular component: cytoplasm. Gene Ontology annotation, biological process: protein transport. NCBI's taxonomy places the organism in Eukaryota, Metazoa, Arthropoda, Insecta, Diptera, Drosophilidae.
UUUAAUAGUAGCAUUCAGUUGCUUUCAGCCCGUUGUCGACUUCGCACUUACAUUCCGAACCGUGUAAAGUUCCAUUAUAAAGAACUAAAAGAAUAUAUUGAAAUAUGCAAUUUCGAGUGCGCGGUCGCAGUUACAGAUACCAGUAGAAAUGCGAGCAAACUGCGAAUUUAAAUUAUCACGUAGCGCAGCUAUUUACUAUUCUGGCGAGGAAAUUUCUGGCUCAGUUAGUAUCUCAAUCUGUGGGAAAAAGGCAAUUUCCAUUGAGGCCACAAGCAUAACUUUCUUUGGAGUCACAACGGUCCACUGGAAGGAAUCUUUGGAAAACCCGCAAAUCGAACACAAUGACAGUUCUACAAGCUUGGAGUGGGUGAAGGUGGAUUACACAGGCGAUAAGGUCCACAUAAAUGAAACAAAAAAAUUAACUAAUGGACUGAUUUUGCCAACUGGCACCACUAAUCUAGGGUAUUUCAAGUUUUCCAUUCCGGAAAAUUUGCCUGCCACCUGUCGAGUACCCCUUGGCAGUGUGGGCUAUACUCUAACAUUGAAAAUUGACAGAUGUGGCAAAUUUAGAAAGUGCUUUGACAAACGUUUGGUGAUCAAAAGACAACUGGAUUUUAGCGAUCUCAAACCAGAUUUUAAAGAAUCAUCCAGGUUUGUAUUAACUCUUGCGCGAAGUGUGUUCGUACCCGGGCAGACCGUUACCUACGAGGUUCAGACUAAGGACGGCGUUCUGGAUUCUAUCACUCGCUUAUAUCAGUGUAUCAUCUACGAAAGCCAAUCUCCAAAAGUAAAGUCAAAAAAAGUCACACGAUGUUUAUCAGAGUGUAGACAAGAUACAAAUAAGCUGCAUCUGCCUCUAACAGUUCCUAUUAUGACUUAUAGAGAACCAACAGGCCUCAUAAGUAUAAGUUAUUAUGUGGAGACCUUAAGUUAUGGUGAUCCGUCUAUUAGUUUACCUAUUUACGUAGUCACUGCAGCACCGCCUAUGUACUCUUCAACCGAAAUCUCCUGUCCCUGUUACACAAAUCCAGUUUUGAGUCAUAGUGACGUUUUCACGCCAUUUAAUAAGCUUAUGAUUAACGGAAACUCCAUGGAAAUUGGUGCAGUGUCGCUGAAUAAACACUGCGAACUCAUCGAGUUACUGAGGGUUAGGAAAAAGAAACGUUCGAACGUGUAUUUAGCGUUACGUUGUUUAUAUAAUAAAAUAUGGCUUUAAAUUAUGAUUAAAUUAUUUUUUAAUAGUUGAAAUGAUUAAAGUAUUGGAUUUAAA